Molecule: messenger RNA, 1481 nt
Organism: Scatophagus argus
Lineage: Eukaryota; Metazoa; Chordata; Actinopteri; Scatophagidae
Product: phosphotriesterase-related protein-like
Exons: 5
Coding region: 161-1210 (349 amino acids)
Biological process (GO): catabolic process
Molecular function (GO): zinc ion binding
Source: RefSeq, a predicted model, not a curated record
UAAUCCCGUCAGCAGAAGUGCGGUCCCGUGAUCUCUCGCGAUGGCUCACACGCACGCUAUUGCCGAGCUGCCCUGAAGGCGGAGCAGUUGUUGGCGUUCGGUACUGGAGGUGGACCUCAGUAAGAAGAAAUAAGGUUGCUGUUGACUGUGAACACCAAUCAUGUCAGAGCUGAGUGGGAAGGUCCAGACAGUCCUGGGUCUGGUGGAUCCGGACCAGCUGGGCCGCACCAUGACCCACGAGCAUCUGACUGCGAGCGCUGAGUGCUGCUACUUCCCUCCUCCUUCAGGCAACGAGGCGGUGGCGGAGAACCCGUUCCACAUGCAGCACAUGCACUGGCUGAGACAGAACCCCUACAGCUCCCGCGAGAACCUGCUGCUGCAGCAAGAGACCGUGGCUGUACGGGACGAGCUGUUGGCCUACAAGAAGGCCGGCGGGGGCACCAUAGUGGAGAACACCACCACGGGCAUUGACCGAGACCUUCCCACCCUCAGGCAGAUGGCCAGGGACACCGGGGUCCACAUCGUCGCAGGAGCAGGGUACUAUGUGGACUGCACCCACACGGAGGCCACCAAGAGAAUGAGUGUGGAGAAGCUCACAGACAUCAUUGUCAGCGAGGUGCUUCACGGUGCCGAUGGCACAGACAUCCGCUGUGGCGUCAUUGGAGAGAUCGGCACCGGCUGGCCCAUCACAGACAGUGAGAAGAAGGUACUGAGGGCCACAGCUCACGCUCAGGCCCAGCUCGGCUGCCCCGUCAUCAUCCAUCCUGGGAGGAGCCCUGCAGCUCCGGCUGAAGUCGUGCGGAUCCUUCAGGAAGCCGGAGGUGACAUCAGCAAAACUGUCAUGUCACACCUGGACAGGACCAUAUUUGAUGAAGGUGAACUACUUGAGUUUGCAAAGCUGGGGAGCUACCUGGAAUAUGAUCUGUUUGGCACAGAGAUGCUGAACUACCUGUUUCACCUGGAGGUGGACAUGCCCAGUGACAGCCAGAGAGUGAAGACCUUGGCGUUCCUCGUAAAGGAGGGCUACGAGGACAGGAUAGUGGUCGCACACGACAUCCACACCAAGAACCGUCUCACUAAGUACGGCGGCCACGGCUACUCUCACAUCCUGAGGAACAUUGUGCCGAAGAUGCUGAUGAGGGGCAUCUCGCAACACCAGGUGGAUAAGAUCCUCAUCGACAACCCAAAACGCUGGCUGACCUUCAAAUAAAGCAAAAAAGAAGUAAAGAGAGAUAGAGAGGAAGACAGAGAGAGAGACAGACUUGACGAAGACAUUUUUCAGUGUUGCAGGAUGUUUUGUAACUUUGUCCUUCUAAAGUUACAAACUAAUUGCAUUCUGUUGUUUCAAGCAGUAGCUCAGGGUUUGUUUUUAUAUAGGCACCCUCGUUAAUUAAAACUUGAUUUUAUAUUUGUGAUCGUACAUAAUUCACUUUGCAAACAAAUUAUAUAAAGGCAAAUGCAGCAUCGCAGUGUCUCAAUCA